Paramecium tetraurelia is the source of this 1738-nucleotide messenger RNA. RefSeq lists its product as uncharacterized. The transcript is spliced from 6 exons. Gene Ontology annotation, molecular function: calcium-dependent protein serine/threonine kinase activity; calcium/calmodulin-dependent protein kinase activity; calcium ion binding. The record is from RefSeq and is a predicted model, not a curated record. Gene Ontology annotation, cellular component: cytoplasm; nucleus. Gene Ontology annotation, biological process: intracellular signal transduction; protein autophosphorylation; peptidyl-serine phosphorylation. NCBI's taxonomy places the organism in Eukaryota, Ciliophora, Oligohymenophorea, Peniculida, Parameciidae.
AUGGUUAGAAAAUACAAUAUUUUAGAUAUGCAUUAAUUAACAGAAUUAGCGAAGGAGUUGACUGAAUAUCAGUAACCAGAAUAUUUGGCUGACAUAUUAGAUUUGAAAACACAAACUAAGUUGAAGGAACGAUUGAAUGACUAAGAAAAAGAUCUGGAACAGACUCCAAAAAAAGAGACUAACUACUCUCAAGAUAUGAAAAGCGGAAAAAAAGAAAAUAAUCAAGAAUCUAAAUCAUAAAUUAAAUAAUAAGGAUAAGAGAAACAAUGGACAAUCAAAUAAACUAUGUUCGUUAGAAUUAAUUCCAAAAAGAAUGUAAGUGAAUUCUACACAGUAAAAGAGAUGAUUGGAUAGGGAGGGUUUGGAAAAGUAUAUAAAGUGGUUCAUAGAUAAACUGGUAUGGUGAGAGCUAUGAAAUUGAUCCUAAAAUCUAAAUUGAAAAAGGAGGACCAAGAGAAAUUAUUAGAAGAAACUAAUAUUUUAAUGGAUAUUGAUCAUCCAAACAUUGUCAAAUUAUAUGAAAUGUAUUAAGAUGAUAAUUCAUAUUAUUUAAUCAAUGAAUAUUGUGAUGGUGGUGAAUUAUUCGAAAAAAUUAAAUUUGUUCAAACCUUAACUGAAAAAGAAAUAGCAAGUUACAUGAAAUAAAUCCUGACAGCUGUGGCUUAUUGUCAUUCAAAAGGCAUUGUACAUAGAGAUUUGAAACCUGAGAACAUUUUGUUUGACUCUAAAACUCAAGGUGCCUCACUCAAAAUUAUUGAUUUUGGAGCAAGUGCUAAAUUAGUAAAUGAUGAAAAACUAAAAAAAAGAAUUGGAACACCAUUCUAUGUUGCUCCAGAAGUUUUGAACGGUAGUUAUGAUGAAAAAUGUGAUAUUUGGUCUUUAGGAGUAAUACUGUAUGUUUUGCUAUGUGGAUACCCUCCCUUUUUUGGACAUAGCGAAGGAGAGGUCUUAGCCAAAGUUAGAAAAGGAACAUAUUAAUUUGAUAGUAAUGAUUGGUCUAGAGUAUCUAUGCAAGCAAAAGAUUUGAUCAGAAGAAUGUUGUUCUAUGAUCCCUCUUCUCGUAUUAGUGCAUCGGAAGCUCAAUAACACAGUUGGAUAGCCAACAAUAAAGCUAAAGGAGCUGUCAAUAACAUCAGUUUAAAAAAAUUAUAGGAUUUUGAUUCCAAGAAUAAACUAAAAUACGCGAUUUUAUAAUUCAUAACAGUUCAAGUUGUUCAAAGUUAAGAGAAGGAUGACUUAUUAAAGACUUUCCAAGAUAUAGAUAAAAAUGGAGAUGGAACUGUGAGUAAAGAAGAAUUGUUAGCAGCCUAUAUGAAAAUUUACAAAGGAGAUUCUAUUGCGGCUCAAUAAGUUGUAGAAGAAUUGUUUCCAUAGCUAGAUGCCAACAAAUCCGGAAAAGUAGAUUUUAGUGAAUUUGUUACUGCUUCAAUUAACAGAGAUAGGUCCUUAAGUAAAAAAAAAAUAGAACAGGCCUUCAAACUUUUUGAUUUGGAUGGAAAUGGUUUUAUUACCAAAUAGGAGAUUAAUGAGUUAUUUGGGAAUGAAAUCGAUGAAAAUAUGUGGCAAGAUAUUUUGAAGGAUUGUGAUAUAAAUAAAGAUGGAAUGAUAUCUAUGAAUGAAUUUGUAAAUCUUUUGGAAACUAAAAUUAAGCGACCACCGUAAAUGAAAUGAAUUACUAAUUUUAUUAACCAUGUAUAUUUGCAUGGCUAAUUAAUAUAUAUACUUAAAUUACACAUUU